Oryctolagus cuniculus (rabbit) is the source of this 3775-nucleotide messenger RNA. It is a transcript of the gene DIS3L, whose product is annotated as DIS3 like exosome 3'-5' exoribonuclease. NCBI's taxonomy places the organism in Eukaryota, Metazoa, Chordata, Mammalia, Lagomorpha, Leporidae. Gene Ontology annotation, biological process: mRNA catabolic process; rRNA catabolic process. The record is from RefSeq and is a predicted model, not a curated record. Gene Ontology annotation, cellular component: cytoplasmic exosome (RNase complex). Gene Ontology annotation, molecular function: RNA binding; 3'-5'-RNA exonuclease activity.
UGAAUUUCUGCCAGUAUAAAAGACACAUGCAAGUCAGAAUAGAGACUGCCUUUUUUAAGGGGGCAUCGUUGGGUUGGGAGGGUUGUUGUCUUAUUCACCGAAACUCAGCAUUCUUAGCAGCCUGAUCCACACCCAUGGGUGCGAUAGUCCCAAAGGCGGGAUAAUCCCAUCUGGUCGCCCUAAACCUUUCAACCCAAGAGUUUAUAAACGCGCUGCCCUCCACCUUACCCCAUCACUUUUGGACAACCUUCUUUCCUGAGCUCCAAGACCCCACAGCAGCAGCAAGAUGAGCGACACAGAUGCUGGAAGAUGGCCUCGUCUCAUCCACUCCGAAGAGGAGGCCGCUACGGCGGGUUCGGUGUCCGGCGCCCUGGCCGAGGGGCGGGCCUCAAACCUCGGCCUCGUCUCCGCCUGCUCGCCCAGCUCGUCGGGUUACUGGAGAACGGGCGAGGGAAACAUGCUGGAGAAGACGGAGCGAGUGAUCACGGUGAACGCCGUCUACCGCUGUCCGCUGCGGGUCGUGAGAGAACACUACCUGCGGCCCUGCGUGCCCUGUAACAGCGCGCUGUGCUCCCAGCCCGAGUACUGCUGCAACGUGGGCAAACUCUUACCUGCAGAGGUGACCCAUUACAUGGUGCCAGACAGCUCAGUUUUCGAUUACUUUGAAAUCUUGGAAAUGCCGGAAUUGAAGGGCGUGAUUUGGCUGCAAACUGUGACUGACGCUCUACAUUCGAAAAGAGGGUGGAGGUACUGUAACAAGCUGCGGAGCCUCCUCAAGGACCCGAGCCAUGAAUGCGUGCUCUUCGCAAAUGAGUACCAUGUUUCAUGCUACCACGCUCGGGAAAAGCAAACGUUGAAGAAAGAUUGGGAGAAAAGGAUUAUCUACGCCGCGGCUUUAUGGUAUUAUAAGCACUGCGGGGAGAAGAUACCCAUCAUCAUAGUGGCCGAUGAAGAUUCCACUAAGAGAUACAAAGUGAAGAGCAAAGGAGUAUAUGUAAUGACAUUCAAGGAAUAUCUAAAUAAGUUCUAUUCGGAUCUGGAGGCUGCCCACAACUCAUGUGACUUCAUUGAUGAGGCCCUAUAUGAAGAAAAACUGGAGAGCUUGGAAGCCUCAGGAAUUAAUUACAACAAAUAUCUCCCCCCGGACAUCUUAGAGGCUGGACUAAAAUCUGGCCGCUACGUGGAGGGAAUAUUGUAUGUUAAUAAACACACAAAAAUGGAAGCAUUUGUCCGCGUGCAGGACACCGAUCAGAGUGAAGAAGAUUAUGAAAUCUUAAUCGAUGGGAUAAAUCCCCGGAACCGCGCGCUCCACGGAGACCGGGUAGCAGUGAAAAUGUUCCCUGAAUCACUCUGGAAAAGGAGAAUGGGCGCGGAUCACGAGGGCUACAGUGAAUAUGUGCCCACAGGACAUGUGGUGGGCAUUACUCAGAAACAUAAGCGGGAUUACAUAGUAACAUUCCCAUCAAAGGAAGACAUACUAUAUUACAGCAGAAAAACAAAGAAAUACCUUGCUGUGCCAUGGGAUUAUAGGAUCCCCAGAAUUCGAAUCAGCAGGAAGCAAGCUGAAAAAUAUCAGUUUUGCAGAGCAAUUAUACAUAUUGAUUCCUGGGACACGGAUUCGAGGUAUCCAGACGGACACGUCGUAGGAACCCUGGGAACAGGCGGAGACCUGGAAGGGGAAAUGAAGUCUCUGCUCAUGGAACAUGACAUUUCCGAGCGGCCCUUCUCUGAAGCCCAGAUGGGCGAGUUGCCAGUGAACACCGCAGAGAAGCCUUGGAGCGUGGACCACGAAGAACAAGAUCGGAAAGAUCUAAGGAAAACACAUCUUGUCUUUACAAUUGACCCGAAAGGGUGUGAAGAUGUGGACGACGCGCUGUCCGUGCGCACUCUGAGCAGCGGCAACCUGGAGCUGGGCGUUCACAUAGCAGAUGUAACCUACUUCGUGAAGCCGAAAUCUCACCUGGAUAAGGAAGCUAGGGCUAGGGCCACAACAUACUACCUGCCCGACCGGCGCUAUGACAUGCUGCCCUCCGUCCUUAGCUCCAACUUGUGCUCUUUGCUGCGUGGUGUUGAUAGAUACGCUAUGAGUGUCAUUUGGGAACUGGAUAUGACGACCUACGAAAUUAAGAAGGUGUGGUACGGAAGGUCAAUUAUCCAUUCUACAUACCAACUCUCCUACGAAGCAGCUCAGGAGCUCCUAGAUGGGAACUUGAGCAUCACAGGUAACAUCGAAGAAUUCCAGGACAUGGAAGAAAAGGAGAAAGAAGACAGGCUGCAGGAACUAACAUGGGCGAUUGAAAAGUUGGCUGACAUAGCCAGCCACUUCCGGGCGCAGCGAGGUCUUGAUGGUGCCUUAGAUCUGGACGGCAUUGAAAUCAGUGUGCUGUUAGAUGAAGAGAAGAACAUUCUCGACCUCGUCCCCCGGCAGCAACGUAGAAUCCAUCGAAUGGUGGCAGAGUGUAUGAUACUCGCCAACCACUGGGUGGCCAGGAAAAUCUACGAAAGCUUCCCCAGGCAGGCCCUGCUGCGCCGGCACCCGCCUCCACGCCAGAACCUCUUCUCAGAGCUCAAGCAGAGCGCCAAGGCCGGAGGGUUCCACAUUGAUACAAGUUCCAACAGGGCCCUGGCGCUUUCACUGGAUAAUGCGUACGACGUUUCCGACCCGAUGGUCAACAAGCUGCUGCGGAACAUGGCUACACUGGCCAUGUCCAACGCACUAUACUUCUCGACAGGCUCCUGCCGGGAGCGCGAGUUCCACCAUUACGGACUCGGCUUAGACAAAUAUACUCACUUUACCUCACCAAUAAGGCGAUAUGCUGAUAUCAUAGUCCAUCGACUAUUGAUUGCAGCUAUUGCAGAAGAUAAAACAAAAACUGAGUUGAAUUUGUUAAGUGAUCGAUGUCUCGAAGAGUUGUGUGAUCAUAUCAACGAACGACACAGGGCUGCGAAACUGUGCCAAAGGCAGGCAACGGAACUCUUCCAGUGCCAUUUCUUUAGAGACAAAGAUGCAGACCGAGAUGAGCGCUGUGUCGCCGACGGUAUCAUCUACGCCUUCCGGGACACCGCUGUACAGCUCUACAUCCCAAGGUAUGGGAUUAAAGGAACCGCAAAUCUGAAAACCAAAGAUGGCUGUGUCCUCCAUUUUGGGGCCAAUGGUGAAAAAAUUGGCUGGGUCCCAGGAGCACUUUGGAGGUCACACAAGCAGGCAGACUGUGUCACAUCCAGCGGGCAAGGCGUCACUUUCCGGAUUUUUGAGCAUGUUACGGUAAAAAUAUCUGUACAAGCUCAACAGUAUCAUCCCAAUAGCCUACGACUAGAAAUACUAAGCAAGAAACCAUACUUGGACCCAGAGGCAAGGCAUACUCCCAAAAGCUCCCCAUCACCCACGAGAGAGUUAGUGGAGGAAAACAGCAAAGAAAACAUCCCUGAAGAAUACAGGCAGUUUCAGCAGACAAAAGGAGAGAGCCUCUACACUCUGCUGGAAGAGAUGAAGAAUCUAGCGAUCCAGGACAUUUCGAACAAUCUAUGAAACUUUCAAUGUCAGGAUUGACUAUUUUUACAUUUACUGUACACAUUAUUUGUACAGGAUUAACAGUAGUACAUAUUGUACUGUUAUAAUUUUGUAACCACCUCCUGUUGCUAUGGAGACAACUUCAAGUGCUGUAUCUGCUUAAGAUGCCCUGGGACAGUGAUCAAUUCUGUGUGCCCUCAUCUUCCCAGCGAUCUCUUGAUCUGGCAUAUGUUGCCAUAAAUAAUAAAUGUAAAAUGUAUUUAU